AUGCACGGGCUGUCUGCUCGUUACGCUGACCCGCCUAGAGAGCCGCUGCACCUCUCACAUAUUUUGUGUGUACCCGUAGUUGCUGCUGCUGCUGCUGCUGCUGCGGUGUUGCAGCAGCAGCAGCAGCAGCAACAGCAACAGCAGCAGCAGCAGCAACAGGAGCGGCAGCAUGCAGGCUCAGGUGUGCAGACGAGCGCAGUUAAGCGUCAUUGGGGGGAAGCUUCCUUGCUGCAGAGACCUGCUGCUCUGCUGCUGCUGCUGCUGCAGCAGCAGCAGCAGCAGCAGCAGCAACGGAAGCAACAGAAGGAGCAGCACGUGCUGCAGCAACAGCAGCAACAGCUGCAGCAAGGGUAG
Molecule: messenger RNA, 354 nt
Organism: Eimeria mitis
Lineage: Eukaryota; Apicomplexa; Conoidasida; Eucoccidiorida; Eimeriidae
Exons: 1
Coding region: 1-354 (117 amino acids)
Source: RefSeq, a predicted model, not a curated record